Effrenium voratum is the source of this 3056-nucleotide messenger RNA. The record is from the annotation of a GenBank genome assembly. Lineage: Eukaryota; Dinophyceae; Suessiales; Symbiodiniaceae.
GGUCAUCUUUUUACCAGCCACUUCUUUAUUUUUCUACCACGGGUGCCAUGGGCGGCUUGCCACUUCCAGAGCUUUGGCGCUUGCGGACGCCGUUUGGCCUGGUGAACGGCGUGGCCCUUCUGUCGGAGUCUUCGGGUGGCCGCCGCGAGGUGCGCAGCGUGGCGGAGAUCUUGGCCCCCGGCGUGGAGUCCAUCAGCGGCUUGGCGGAGAUCCUCUUCCCCACGGGCCUGCCGUGCCCGUGCCCGUCGAGCUCGGGGAGCUCGGGGAGCUCGGGGAGCUCGGGGAGCUCGGGGCUGAUCAGCUUCUCCACCGUGAUGACCGACAGCUUCUCGCAUCGGACCUACCUGGCCGUGUGCUGUGGGUGCUGUGGGCGCCUGGCCACCUGCGCCUGGUCCCACCUGCCGGAGGUGGCCGCGCCCAGGUUCCUCGAGCUCAUGAAGGCCAUGCACGAGCUCCACCCGCAGAGCCUGGCCCGCAUGUGGGCCUGGCUGGUCCAUGACGUGCCUGCCCCACCCCCGGGCUCCGCCCUGGUGCUGCACUUUGGCCGUAGGAUCUGCGCUGUGUCCCGGCCGCCCCCGGGGCUUCCCGCGGUGCAUGUCCCCCUGACAGGCCUCUUUCGGCGCCUGAGCCUAUCUGCCGUACUGCUGGCGACGCGGCUACUGCUUCUGGAGCAGAAGGUCCUCUUCGUCAGCUCAUCCGUGUCAUUCCUCACUGCUGCCUGUGAGGCCUUCCCCAUCCUACUGUCGCCACUUGCUUGGGUCCACUGCUACAACCCGCUGUUGCCCUCCAUGGACUAUUUGCACACCCCUCCUCCCUUCCUCUUCGGAUGCUUGCGGGAUGUCUUCUUGAAGGAGACCUUUGCGGAUUCCAAGGAUCUUGCAUCCAGCGAGGUGCUCUUCAAUUCGAGGGACUACACAAUUUUCGACCUGGACACGGGAGAUGUCUAUGCCACAGACAUGGAGUUUCCUGAGCUCCCAGAUGCAGCCCAAAGCCGGCUGCGCUUUGGCCUUACCCAGUUAAGAUCAGAGCUGGAAGCCACGAGCGACCUCUGGCCGUGUGACACAUGCACACUGGAGGAGGAGGUGCAGAAGACGUUUCUUACUUUUAUGUCUGACCUGCUGGGGGGCGUUGCAGGUGCUUUGGGCCCGCUGUGCGAAAGCGCGACUGCAAGUUCGGUGCAAAGCUCCUUUCAGGGGGAACGCUUUCUGUCUGGAGUCUCAGCCAAAGACAAGCCCUUUUUCCAGGCGCUGCUGGACACCAACGCAUUUUUGGCCUAUUUGCAGACGCUGCACCUCUUCGGGCCCUCGGAGUCGCCAUUCACGGAGGCCCUGCGCAGCCUGGGCUCCCGCAAGCUCCGGCCCUUCCCCCGGCUGCCGCCACCCCCAAAGCAUAACGCCAGCGCCAUCAGCGCCAUCAGCGCCGCCAGCGCCGGUGUCAGCGCCAGCGGUGCCUGCGGCGCCAGCGGCGCCAGCGGCGGCAAGGGGGCCUGCUGCGCCAUCGUGGCCAGCGAGCGGCUUGAGCUCCACAUGGGCUUCGACGGUGACUUGUCGGAGACGGAGGUCUCGGAUUGUCCGAAUCGGCCGAAGCCCGCCUCACCGGCGCGAGAGCCUGAGCCUGGUGACAGCAUGGAAGCCAUCGUGACAGCCUUCCAGCAAGUCUCCCAGACGCGUUCGAUCAUGCCAAGUGUAUGGCAGAAGCUUUGUGAAGAUUUGCACAGCCGGCAAGGUGUCGGUACCAUUCAGGAAGGCUGGUCACUGGCGCUUCUUUAUGCGGUACUAUCUCGAAAGAUGGGUGCUUCGGAGGACUUCUUGUUGCGGACGUAUUUGACCAUUGAUGAGCCCGCAGCACUUCCGACACACCGCAUCUUGGCUCUCAUGAGUGGAAUAGAGCCUCCCGUGCUGUCGGAUGUGCUGCAUCCCGCAGAAGUAACAGCUUCUGUGCGAUUUGCAAGGCGCCUGCUGGCUGUUGCAAACCCAGAUUUGGACUCAGUGAUAGGAGAUCCAGCAACAGGUCUGGCUUUCAUUUGCCCAGACCCUGGUGAUAUUUGUCACGACCCGGAAGCAGACGAAAUACCUCGAGUGGAGCUGCUUCCGUUUCAAGGUCCCAAGGAGACACCGGUGCUUAAUCACCGGCGGUUCUGCAACUGGACGGACCGCAGUCCAGAAACUCUUUCUGCCGAGCUUGUGCGGGAUGCGCAUAGGGCCUGCGUGGCCUUCCACCAAAACUCCAGCAAGGCCAACAAGCUCCUUGAACGAUUAAGCGAGCCCCUCGCUGAACUGCAAUGCUGCAGUCUGCAGGGAAAGAACCACGAGGCUCGCCUCAGCUUUUGGUUGAACUGCCUGAACGCGGCCACGCUCAUCGCCGCCACAUCACCUUCCGUUGGCUUGGUGACCCCUUGCGAUGUUGCCGGGUGGGUGGAGUUGCUGCGCACGGCUCAGCUGGAGGUGCAGGGGGAGCUGCUGUCCUUGGCGGAGAUCGAGCACCUGGUGUUGAAGGGCGAGACUGGCAGCCCCAGUGGCUGCCCCUGGGCGGACCGGGCGGACCGGGCGGACCGGGCGGACCGGGCUGAGGAGCGCCGCGGGCCCGGGCUGCGGUGUCUGCGCCCGGCGCCCCGCGCGGUCUUCGGCGUGUCGCGGCCGACGCGGGGCGUGGGCGCCGCCGGGCACCCGCCGCUGCGGGUCUUCCACCCAGACACCGUGCUCGCGGAUCUGGACCUGAACGCGGCGGAGUGGCUCGCGGAUCUGCCCGUGGACACCUGGCGCCGGAAGGUGAUGCUCCCCGAGAUCCUGCGCUGGCACCUCGCAGACCUGGGUGGAGAGGCGGCCCUGCUGGAGCUGGUGUGGUCCAUCUUGCGCGCGCAGGAGAAGGGCUCCCAGCUGGACUCUCUGCGGCAGCGUGGCUUCGCCAACGUCCGUGUGGAGUUCCAGGAGCUAGACUGGGCCUUCGCACCGCCUAGCUUUGAAAAAGUCGGACGCUGCAUUUACUUGGACUCACUUUGCAUCUUGCCAUGGCUCUCAUUUCCUUUCAUUCUGAGCCAGGCGUAUCUGUCAAAGUGA